AUGACGGAUAAUGACGAGGGGGCUAGCAUUAAGGUUGGUGACGACCCGGCUAAUGGCAAUUUUUCUGUUUAUGCCCCGGCACUGUUGGCUUUGGAAGAUAAUCGCAACCUUGAUGCUGACCUGGCUGCUUUGGAAAAAUAUAGUAAUGCGGCCGCAAAUACUAACGAACAAGUGGUUUAUGGCGAGAUUAAGAGAAUGAAAAAUUUGAAAAGCGUUGGGAGUAAAAAUGUGAAUGGUUUUGACCCAGGAGUUGGUAAUGCUAAUUUGAUUUGGGAAAAUGGCACUAAUGAUGAAACUCACGGAGAAAUAAGCAAAAUAUUUGAUGAGACAAACGGGAUAAAGAAAAAUCCCGCUGGAACAGACGAUACUGAUAAUAACCAAAGCAAAAAUCGGCGAGAGUUCGGAGAGGGUGCGGAUGGCAAUAAUGGUAAAAAUGCAGCGGCUAGUAGCAUUUUUACUAAAACUAAUAUCGACAGUUUUCGCUUGACAACGGAAUUUGACGGCGAAAGCGACCCGCAAAAUUGUCGGGGCUUUCAGCCGGGGGAUUUAACUACGGCUAAUAAUUUUCAUUUGGGCAUAAAUGAUAUAAAUAUCUCAGCCACCGGUGGCAAUACUUUUCGGUAUCCGGUGAAGCAAGCGGAUGGGACUUGGGGGGUCAGCACCGACCACUAUGAAGAAAAUGAGGCGACUAAAAGGUGCACGGUGGGAUUAUUAGAAAAAUAUUAUAUUGCUUUGAAAGCCAAUGCUGCUAUUAAUUAUGCGAAUAGUGAAGAUAACCAAAAAAUAGUUGACGCUUCUUAUAAUAUAAUGCUCCAAAUAGCCCAAUUGGUAGAUGAAAAUCCCACUGACCAAGCCA
This is a messenger RNA of Racocetra persica, 856 nucleotides long. The record is from the annotation of a GenBank genome assembly. NCBI's taxonomy places the organism in Eukaryota, Fungi, Glomeromycota, Glomeromycetes, Diversisporales, Gigasporaceae.